AUGCCCGGGGCAGCCACGCAGCCUGUUGGAACGCCCUCACCGGCUUCUCCGGGACCAUUCACUUCCACCCAAAAUUAUCCCUCUCCUGCCUGCUAUGUUGAAGCUAAGGGAUCUCUGUCCCAUCCUCAUGAGGACUCACCCAGUGUCAAUUUCCCCUUGAAUCCGUCUCAUAAUGAAACUAGUAAGGACGCCAAUGCUGGUUUUUCACUCCCGGGCAGAUCUAAAGACCCACAGGAACACCAGACUGUGCCAGAUGGUCCCGAUGCUGCAUAUAUCGCUAAGAUAUUGGCCGCCAACAAUAGAUUACUAUCCUUGCGGGAUAAAGUUGCCUUCAAAAGAUCCGAAGUACAAGAGCUACGCACGGCCCUGAGGUCCAAAAGGGAUGAAGAAUCCAGUAUCAGAGCGCACUUUAUCAGACAUAACAAUGAGGCUCUUCUUUCCGCCACUGGUAUAUACUCGGAUAUGGAAGCAGAAUGCAAUAGGGCAGAAAGUGAGCUGGAGCGAGAUGAGUACACGCUUAUCAAGGCAAUGGAAGAUUUUGCCCGAUUAUCGCAUGAUCAUCACUCACUUCCAACGCCUGAUGAGCCGUCCCUUAUCGAUCGCGAUAGUUUGGGUGACGUGAGGUCGACCACCAGCUCAGUCCCGGAGGAUCCCCCGGAUGUAGUGGAUUGUGUGUCCUGCGUAGCUGACGUACGCAUGAUUCAAGAGCGCCUUAUUGACUUAGACAGGAAGAAAGAGGAACGCGAGUCCUUGAAUAUGCCCAUGGAUGAUGAAUCUAUCGAGUUUCUUCGCACCUAUGACGAAGAAAGGAGAGAAAUUUGCGACGAAUUGUUCUAUGCGCAACUGUAUAUGAAUCAGCUGCGGACAGUCUUUUUCGAAAAAGGGCAUCUGAUACAUGAGUACAUCCAAGGUCGUGACUUUGUUUAUAAAGUUUAUCCUGCUGCUGCUCCCAACCAACCGGAGGAUCCACCGAAGGCCUCUACGGAAGAGGAUACCUCCCCCUUUGAGCCUAUAGAGGAGAAGGUCAGCCAAACCAAGUUCGUCAACAAAUGGCUCCUCCACCGGCUUCGACAAUCAACCAUCGAGAUUGGUCAUCUCAAAUCCCUACCGGAGAUCAAAAGCCUGUCUGUCACUGAACAAUGGUUUGAGGACGAGGCCACCGUAUCGGCCUCUCCGCCACCGGCCACCAGUGAUAUGAGCGUUCAGGAACCUGUAAGUGUCAGGGAUACAGUUUCUGGGAGUCACUCGGUUCGAGAAGGAAUUAGCCACUACGAUCGUUCUACCAAUUGA
This is a messenger RNA of Aspergillus caelatus, 1290 nucleotides long. RefSeq lists its product as uncharacterized. The record is from RefSeq and is a predicted model, not a curated record. The transcript has 5 exons. Bases 1 to 1290 code for a protein of 429 amino acids. NCBI's taxonomy places the organism in Eukaryota, Fungi, Ascomycota, Eurotiomycetes, Eurotiales, Aspergillaceae.